Messenger RNA from Paramecium sonneborni, 1075 nucleotides. The record is from the annotation of a GenBank genome assembly. Lineage: Eukaryota; Ciliophora; Oligohymenophorea; Peniculida; Parameciidae.
AUGAAUAAUUUAUUGUAUUUUUAUAUUUUUGGAGGUACACUAGUUGGAGUUACUUGUUUAUAUUUUUUGAAGUAAUAUAUAAAUGGAGGAGUAUGCCGAAUUAGAAAAGAUAUGACUGGAUAAGUGAUUCUAAUAACAGGUAUAAUAAUAAAUAUAAAUAAGGUGGAAAUGCUGGAAUUGGAGCAGAAGCUGCUAAAAAGUUAGGAGAGAUGGGAGCUGAUAUAAUAAUUGGUUGUCGAGAUUUAUAUAAAGCUUAAUAAAUAUUAGAUCAAAUAAAGUCUAAUUAAAGAGUAAAUCAAAAGCUUAUCAUGUUAAAACUUGAUUUAAGUGAUUUAAGAGAUAUUGAUUCUUUUGUCUAAUAAUUUAAAGCUCUAAACAUUUAGCAUAUUGAUAUUUUAAUAAAUAAUGCAGGAAUAAUGGCACCUAAGGAAUACAAAAUAAGUAAAUAAGGUUUUGAAAUAUAAUUUGGAACAAAUCAUAUUGGUCAUUUUUACUUAAGUUAAAAACUAGUAUUAAUUUGAUAGAAAUUAGUUACCAUUUUUAAGAAAUUCAUAGAACCCAAGAUUAGUAAAUGUUUCUUCAAUGGCUCAUAAAUCUAGUGAUGGUUUUGAUAUAAAUGAUCUAGAUUGUAAAAGAUUUUCAAAUUCAUCUUUAUGGUCUACUAGAUACACUAUGAAAGCUUAUAGCUAUUCAAAAUUAUGUAAUAUCUUGCAUGCAACUGAAUUUACAAGAAAAUAUGGAAUUCCUGCUUAGUAUUAAUAAUAAAUAUGAUAGUUCACUUCAUCCUGGAGUAGUUAGAACUGAUUUAUUCAAUGAAAUAUAUGGAGGAUGGAGAAAAGUAAUAUAUUUCUUAAUCUAUCCAAUGUGGUGGUUCUUUACAAAAUCUCCAGAAUAAGGAGCUUAAACUACUCUCUAUUUAUCAUUAGAAGAUUAAGAUAAUUUAUAAAAUGGAGGUUAUUAUAAGGAUUGUGCUUUAGCAACUCCUAUGUUUGUUACAAAAUAAUUAGCAACUUAAUUAUGGGAAAAAAGUAUAGAAAUGUUAAAGGAUAAACAAUUUGAUAUAUAAUAAUUAUGA